UGCUUCUGUCCAUAUUUAGAAGUGUAACAUCACCCUUUUUCAAGUGAAAUGAUUUAAUCAGCUCCUGCUGCUAGGUUUGUGCAGACUCACAGAUCCAGAUGGAGUAAAAAAUAUAGACUCCCCUCCCCUCCCCUCCGUCUCUCAUCACAUACUGCAGCUCCUCCCUCCACCUCGCUCUUCUCCCAGUCAGAUGCCUUCCUCAGUCUCCAUCCUUCCUUCCUUCUUCCUUCAGCCAACGCUGAAGCGACCAGCGGAUGUGCCAUUCCCACGACUGUACGUGUGUGUGGCUCUAUGUGUGAACUGCAUGUGUCAACGUGUGCACACGUGAGUCUUUUCAGCUGAUGAGAAGGACCCGUGAAGCGCUCUGGACUGGAUAUCCGGACCCCUUCCUCGUGCACACUUAUCACAAUUUUAAACAUCUCUCCAGCAUCCUCCCUGUUCAGAGGAUCUGGUUUCUGUCCUGUUGGGGCAGCAUCUCAAUGGCAUCUUGGUCCACCCUUUCCCCUCUACAUUGGAUUUAAUGAGCAGGCGUUGUGAAUGGAAACAAGUCAUCUGUGGAUUUCCUUCAUUUCAACUCUGGACAAGGCAUGGCGAAGGAGCUGAAGUCAGAGCACUAUCCGUGGAGAAGACCUGCACUGCCAGGCCACCUCACCCUCAGCAGCUGAUGUCGAGUUUGGCCCAGCCAUAGAAGAACCAUGUAUGGAAUUAUAGCUUACCACUCCAAGAAACUGCAAGAGCUAGGAGACCUUUGUGGCAAGGCCAUAUGACCUAUGACCUUCUCUGUCUUGUGUUGAUGGGUGUGUCUCAAUUCAGGGUCUGCAUCCUUCGAAGGACCAGCCUCCUCUGUCGGCCGAGUAGACCGGAUGUUAACGGCUGUGAAUUUGGACAGGCCUAGCCUUCAUUAAUUCCCGCCACUCCCUCGGCGAAUGUUCCGUUGCCUAGCAACCGUGGAACCGCUGAGCAGAAGAAAGAAGGAACUUUAAACGAUGGAGCUCGAAGUUUUAUUUAGCUUUUUAAUAAUUUCCUUGGUUCUGGAGGAGUUAGAAGACAUGUAUCGGCAACGAAGGCAUUUUCUAUUGCCCAGGCUGAGACGCAACAAUGAGCAGACUAGACCCAGAUACUGCAGGAUUAACCUGAGUGUCCCAGUCCUGGACAGUUUCUUCAGCCAGCAAGAUCCGAGACCAGACUUUCAUUUGAGCAGGGAGUCCCUUUCACUGCUGCUGAAUCUUCUGAACCAAGAUCGGCGUCAUGAUUGGGGCGCCACAAUUGAGACCCUGGUGUUUCUUUUCUGGUUGGCAAGCAGAGCAUCUUACAGGGUGGUCUCCAGAGUGUUCGGGAUACCUCGUUCGACUGUCCACUGCAUCGUCCACAGAGUCACGGAGGAGGUUGUGGCCAUUCGCCACCUGGUCACCCACCUUUCAAAAACCCCUGAAGACCUGGAGGUGGUGUCCCAGGGGUUUGCAGGGCUGGCACGGUAUAGAGCUUUUUUUAAAGCUGCAGGUGCUGUCGACGACUGCCACAUAAGGAUCAAGCCUCCAAGCGGCCCAGAUGGUCACUGCUACAGGAACAGGAAACUGUUCCCCUCUAUCAUCCUGCAGGCUGUGUGUGAACAUCAGGGCCGCUUCAUCGACACCCACGUGGGCUGGCCGGGGUUGGUGCAUGACUCCAGGGUGCUCCGCCACAGCCCGCUGUACAGGCAGUCAGUCUACCCUCCUCCAGGGCACUUCAUCCUGGCAGAUGGUGGGCACCCAUGCCUGCAAAGCCCACUCCCACUCAUCACUCCUUACAAUCAUGGGAAUCAAGGUGUGGCUGCCCAGCGCUUUAACAGCCAUCAUUCCAAAAGCACGCUCUGUGAUAGAGCGUGCUUAGCUACAUACGUGUUUAUGUAAGGGUUAUCUAUAGGAGCGUCCAAUAGAGAGUGUGAGGGACCACAGUUCUGCCCCCCAAAGAUGCGUAGGAGACGGGGGGAGCUCCAAGUCCCAGAGAUCCAGGCGCUGCACCAGAACACAGGAACCCCAAGGAGACUGCAACCAGAAAGGCCCCCGCCCCCCUCAAGAGACACAGAAGAUGGCCUGGGGGGGGGGGGGGGCGCACAACCAGCAGCCAGCAGAGUCCCGGGAGACAUCAGCGGCAAGCCCUCAGGCCCGCCUGCAGUCUCCCACCCCCUAGCCGGCCGAGCCCGGGACCCAGCGACCCGGAACCCAGGGGCGACCACCCCCGCCAGGGACCCAGCAGAGCCCAGGGACCCAGACCCCACCAGGCCGCCACCGGGAAUGAUCAAUGCGAAUGAGCUGAUUCAAAAGGUCAGGGCUCGCUGUCUGGCUCUGCUUGUAAUUUAACAGUCCCAGUACAUAUUAGAUCGCCACAGGCGACUAGCAUGACUACAGCCUCGCAUGGCAGCCAGUCAGUCGUGCAUGCAAUCCGGCUCCCUGGAGCCCUUCUUAGCUUUUUGGGUUAGCUAAGUUAGCUAGUGGCUACAUUACAUUUGUUCCAACCCUGUUCCAAACAGCACCACAGCUCCACCUCUUUUACCAUUUUUGGAUUGUCUGGGCGUGACAGGACCUGUGACAUGGUCAAAAUGGCGGUGGUGUGAACAUCCCAUUUUUGCACAAAAACUUAUAAUUGGAGCAUGUGGACAUGAAUUGUCCAGUAUAUUUUGUUGAUGAGGAAGCAUUGGGUCUGGGAACUCUCCUAUUCCAGUAACCCCACCCCCUGAGAAUUCAGACUGAGCCAAUCAGCAUUGAGCAGCGUCACACACCACGACGCUGAGUUUCUCAUAACUGACGAAGACUGAAGCGGAGUUGGCUGCGGAUGUUUUCUCUGGUCUAAAUGACUUGAACACGUCUUUAAAACAAGUAGAAGCGCUAAAAGCCUUUCUUCUAAAGAAAUAUGUUUUUGUCGUUACCAGACACCAUUUUUAACUACAGCUGAAAAACUACAGCGGCGUGUGGUAGUCGGCUUAUCUGCCUUUUUUCUGAUUGGUUGUUUUUGAGCUGACUAGCCCCACCCCUCAUGUGCCUCUCUGCCUGUGAGUCACCAGACUAGUUCUCUGUAGACAGAGGACGAAUCUGACAGGUCAGGCCAGGAUUUUUAUCCUUCAACAAGAGCAAGGUUCUGUUAAGAAGCUACUUUAGACUCAAGCCAGUGAACAGUAGAGGGACAGUCUUUCUAUUUUCAAGUGUCUUUCUGUGUAAAAGUUAGAAAUAAGAACUCACACCAUCACAGAGAGCUUCCUGGACAGCCUCUGUUUGGAGAGGCAGGACUGGUGUGCUAACAUUUAGCCUGAGGACAGUUGGGACUAAAGUUACUUCCUGCUUUCUUAAAACCAAUCUCCAGAAUCUCUGAGUGUUUUUUUUACUAUCAUUAUUGGUAUUGCAUGCUGGUGCAAUCGGCAGCGCUGCCUUGGAGUGAGAUCUCCGAGUCGAAUCCCAGCUGCAGCCUUUCUGCGUGGAGUUGGCAUGUUCCCCCAUGCAUGUGUGGAUUUUCUCUAGUUUCCUCCCAGAGUCCAGACAUGCAUGUCAGGUAGUCUGUAAAACUCUAGGUGUGAGUGGUUGUUUUGUCUCUGUGAUGGACUGCACACAUGUCCAGGGUGUCCCCACCUCUAGCAUGGUCUGAUGGAGAAGGACCACAGCAGCUGAUAUUUUGCUGAUUUAUUUCAUGCUUGCAAACUCUUGUAGAAUUCUCUCUACAAACCGUUUAGUGUAAAAUGUGGUUCUUUAGGGCAGCAGCAUCCCAUUUUUAGGUAAUUACAGCUGUCUGGAUGAGGUCACAAUAAAAAACUUGGAUUUUAGCGUGAAUAAAAAAAACUGUACAGUAAAGGACAAAACAGGCUGCUGCCCUGACUUCCACAAUAAAAGACUCAAAUGAUGCUCUGAUGCAUUUAGUCAGAGGAUGUCAUGGUUUCAUUCUGAUUUAAAAACUCAAGGGAGUGUUUGGAUCCACUGUUAACGUAUUAACUGUCAAGGCUGUGGGGAAUGGGAUUUGUGCAUUCACAGGGCCUUCCCCUGAUUCUGUCAUUCAUGCACUUCUCACAAAUAUGCAUUCGUCUUACUUUCCCCUCAGCUGGACAGCGCUUAUUGGUUCAAAUCUGAUCCUCAAAAGAUGGCUCCUCGUUUAAAGGUGAAAAACCAUUUUAAUGAUUAUUUUUGACUCUGAGAUUUUCAUGCAGGCUGAACAUGAAAAUAGUCUCCUACAUCUAUCUCCUGCUUUAGCUUCUGAUAGAAAACAGACGGUGAAACUCUAGGAUUAGAAAAUCCUGACAGAUCUACGUCACACUGUCACUUAACAUUCAUGGACUCACCCAUCUUCACUCACGACGGGGAAGGCUGUUGUUGGUUUAGCGUCCAGGAAACAGCAGAGAACGUCUCUGCCAGUAUAAGCUAACUGUUAGCAUUAGCAACUCCACCGCACAGCAGAACUCCUCCAGGCUUGUGUUAUUUGCGGAAGUAAAGCAAAAACAUUGCAGAGCUGACAGAAUCAGUAGUAGUCGUGUUGCUGUUAGCCAAUCAGAGGAGAGAUGUUUAAAUAUCAGGAAAUAAGACUCCAGAUCCUGGCGUGUUAAGCUCUCCUCUGAUCUGGGGUUCUGCUAGCUCCUGAAACAAACAUAUCAGAGUUGUGUGCUUGUUUGCAGAACCUGUUUCAUGUUCUUGCUGUAGGAAUAUAAAUGAAAUAAAGGAAAUUAUAGAAAUUGUGCAUGGUGGGAUCCAGGCUGAAAUAAUGUCCAAAACUCCUGAAACAGAAACUCUGCAGGUUGGGUAAAUAUCCCUGAAGUAAAAAGAAAUAAUAAAUGUUCACCAGCCCAACAGUUUGAAUGUUUUUGCAUCAUUUAAAUGCUGUGCUUUUGUUCUCCUGACUUCGUGCAGACUCUCGGAGAAGGAGGGCCCUUUGCAGAUUGUAUUUUAGUUAGACCAGAAGAGAUAAACCAAACUUCUACUCAACCCUGCGCUGAAUGCAGCAGUUUCUCUUUCGAAUGAGAUUUACAGCAAGGAGGGCUUAGCGCUUCCUGGGGCGUUUUCAUUAGAGCCAGCAGCUUGUCCUUCAUUCCUUGUCACGUUGCCAUGGAAACAAGAUGAGAACAAAGGAAAUAUAUUUUGAUUUCCUCUCAGUACAGGGACUUGUCAAGUUCUCAGGUUGAGUAGUGCAAAAAUAAAACACAACCCCCCCCCACACACACACACAAAUUCACACAAGGACACAGAUACAAGCAUAUACACAAACACACAGACACACACGAUCAUAACACACACAUGCAUCCAAACACACACACACUCACAGACAAACAAAGGGUC
This is a messenger RNA of Nothobranchius furzeri (turquoise killifish), 5288 nucleotides long. NCBI's taxonomy places the organism in Eukaryota, Metazoa, Chordata, Actinopteri, Cyprinodontiformes, Nothobranchiidae. The record is from RefSeq and is a predicted model, not a curated record.